Messenger RNA from Cylas formicarius (sweet potato weevil), 1045 nucleotides. Its product is annotated as transmembrane protein 127-like. The record is from RefSeq and is a predicted model, not a curated record. Gene Ontology annotation, cellular component: membrane. The transcript has 4 exons. Gene Ontology annotation, biological process: negative regulation of TOR signaling; negative regulation of cell population proliferation. NCBI's taxonomy places the organism in Eukaryota, Metazoa, Arthropoda, Insecta, Coleoptera, Brentidae. Bases 344 to 1036 code for a protein of 230 amino acids.
AAGGUGGAAACAGGUCAAAAAAAUGAUAGGUUUCUUUUGAUUUUUUUUUUGUUUAUCUGCUUUAUCGGCGAAGAGGUGUUGUGUGUUUUUGCAGUCUGAAAACAAGUUUUGUAUUCUUACAUUCUGUGCUUUGGUUAUUUUUUUUUGUCCCAAAUACGUACAUCGAAAUUGUGUCAAGUGUCAAAAUUUUCGCAUAUUCUUUAAGCGAUUUUAAAAGAAAAGGAAUUUAAAGGCGACGUUUCGCCUGGGGUUUUAUUUCUAUGGAGGGCGGAUCUUUCAGAUACCAAAGACGUCGUUAGACAAACAGUUUAAUGCUGAAAGCCGAAUUGCCGUAAUAAAAACAAUGUCGGGGUUGAACUGCAAGAAUAUACUGGAUUUUUUUCGACAAAAAGACGACGAGCGCAACCUCGUCUCGUCUAUGUUGCACAUGUUUUCGAUCACGCUUAUCAGCAUGUCUCUGGUGGAUUUAACCUGGUUUUCAAUCAGUGGCAAUUUUUGCGUGCCCUACUUAACGCUCGGGCAAUUUUUUUGGUUUGGUUUCACCAAUAGAGGCAUUAACUAUGAAGAAUAUGACUGUUUAACUCCAUCAGUGGUGAAUCUGAUGCGAAUCAUAAUCCUACUGUGCUUUAUGGCCAUGAUUUUCUCACUAGUGGGGUUUUAUUUGGACUUGGUGGCUCCUAAAACUGAAAUAUACAGAUUAUCAAGAAAAUAUUCUGGAGCUAGUGUAUCCACAAUUCUGUUUAUAAUGACAAUAGUAAUGAUGUCCUACUAUGUCGUAAUAAUUCUCCAAGAUUCUAUAAGGGACAAAUAUCCAAACAGUGAUUUUGAUGUGUCUUAUGGCUUGGGGUUCUACCUGUUGGCUCUGGCUGGUGGUCUGCAAGCUCUGAAUUUGCUCUACACUCUGCUCUUACCUUAUAAAUCUUCCUAUCAGGACGAUGAUAGGUGUCUGAUUGAUGGGUUUGAUGACAUGGAUAAUUUUGAUAGUCCCACGCCUCCCCCACCCUAUUCCAUGCCACCUCCGCCAUACACACCUUGAUAGUUUAGC